ACCACCACACGUCCACGCAGCCCAACUCUUCGCAUAAUCACAUCGCGCCGGCGGGCCAUUGGCAUUCCCACCACUCCACCAUCGGGGGUCGACUGGGGCCCCAUCGCCGAUGGGCUUCUUCCGCCGGAUCGCCGGCUUCUUCGGCGUGUCGCGGGACGACGCCGACCACUCGGACUCCCCGUCCUCCGCGGGCGUCGCCGCGGAACUCCCGCGUGACAGGGCGGCCGCGGCGCACGGGGCGAGGCGCGGGUUCAGCGUCCAGGUUCCCGUCCCCGUCCCCGUCGAGCGGCAUGGGCCCGGGCCCGGGCCCGUGCUGCUGCCCUGCCCGCAGGGGGACGGCGGCGUUCAGGGUUUUAGGUGGUAUACAAGGCAGCUUAGUAUGGAUGAAGACGGCGACGUGGCUGAUGAGUUCUUGGAUGAAAUUAUCCCAGAAAGCUCAGUCAACAACGCCAAAAGCCCAGUCGGAAGGUUCCAAGUGAAAUAUAACACGAAACGAACUGCUCUAGCAUUGAGGAAGCAUGUCAUUGCUGUCGAUGGCGAGAUCCGCCAUAGCUUGGAACACCAAGGGCAACUGCGGUGGGUGUGACCGAGUCUGUUGAGCCCAUAUGAAAGUGCAGGUUGGGCAGAGGCAGGCGCGCACAUGGGCGAAGCGAAUGACCUAGGUUACCCAUCUUUGAAGUGGACCUAGAGGUAGUUCAUUGCUGAUUUAUCCAUCGUUCUCCGCUCAGUGUGUUGGUACGCCUGAUCUCGAGGUUAUUCAGACACCUUGUACCACUAGUAGUUUGUCACGAUAUACCUGAGGAUAGCUUCCAGCCUCCAGGCCACGAAGGGAAAGCAUGCCCAAUAGGAGAAUUUCUGGGCCAGAAUGGGUCCUGUAAGCGGUGCAGUGGAGAGUUUUUCUUUUUCUGUUGGCAGUAGUGAACGGGUUUAUUAUAUAUAUGGGAGAUGGUUCGUGUGGAUGAGACUAGGCUGGGAACUGAAGAUUGAACCGGCUGCCUCCGGGAGGGCGCUCCUCCAGAUAAAUCUCCAGUGAUUCGUGAGAGGAAACGAACACCGGGAGCGGUGUUCAGAUUCCUACCGAGUUCUUACAUAGUUGUACAUUAUUGAACAGCUACCGCUGGACAAAUUGAAUGUGCUUGGCUGGCAAUGGAGCCACCGAAUCCGUGCA
Molecule: messenger RNA, 1168 nt
Organism: Zea mays
Lineage: Eukaryota; Viridiplantae; Streptophyta; Magnoliopsida; Poales; Poaceae
Exons: 2
Coding region: 110-586 (158 amino acids)
Source: RefSeq, marked validated